AUGAGCACAGAAGAAAGCGUACAUACUCUAUCAGACGGACUUGAGCUGUAUGCCAAGACAUGGAAGACCAGUGGGUCUCCACUUGCUGUUUUGGCUUUUAUCCAUGGCUUCAGUGACCACUGCAAUGCCUACCACGAUCUGUUUCCAACUCUAGUGUCAGCAGGCGUUGAAGUCAGGUCUUUUGAUCAGCGAGGCUGGGGCCGUAGUGUCAAAAAUUCCCGCGACCGUGGUAACACAGGCACAACCUCCCAAGUCCUCUCAGACAUCCACUCUUUCUUGCAAAGUUUACCAUCCCGCCCCGACGUGCCCCUCUUCUUAAUGGGCCACAGCAUGGGCGGCGGCCAAGUCCUCAACUACAUCUUCCACCCAGAGUCACCCUACAACGGAGACAAAUCCAACCGGCCCAAGUUCGCCGGCGUGCUUCUGUACUCCCCUCUAAUCGCCAUAGAUCCAUCCUCCCGCCCCUCAAAACUGACAGUCUCAGCCGGGCGACUUGUCGCAAAGUUGAUUCCCCAUAAGCAGCGGUAUUCCCCGCUCGAUGCGAAUCUGCUGUCCCGUAACAAGGAUGUGGUCAAGGAGUUCGUGGCUGAUACGCUGUGCCAUGAUACGGGUACUUUUGAAGGGUUGGCUGGCAUGUUGGAUCGGGGGAUUUGGUUGGAGGGGAUGUUUGCGGCUGGGGAUGGGGCUUGGGCGAAGACUGAGCUGCCGUUUUGGUUUGGACAUGGCGAUGGGGAUCUCAUUACUAGUUAUCCUGCGACCAAGGACUUUGUUAAGGCGUUGACUGAGAAGGGUGGGGAUGUGAAGUUUUGUUCUUAUGAGGGGGCUUAUCAUAAGUUGCAUGACGAGUUGCCUGAGACGACGGAGAGGUUCUUUGCGGAUGUGAAGGCUUGGAUUUUGACUAAGGUGCCUGAGACGAGACUGGAGGUUGUUCAGGAUGAGGUAGAGCGUGUUGAGGGUGAAGGUGGCAUCGACACUGCCGUUCAUCAGGAUGUGGAGACCGAGGGUAAAGCGAAGCUGUGA
Molecule: messenger RNA, 1020 nt
Organism: Penicillium hordei
Lineage: Eukaryota; Fungi; Ascomycota; Eurotiomycetes; Eurotiales; Aspergillaceae
Product: acylglycerol lipase
Exons: 4
Coding region: 1-1020 (339 amino acids)
Cellular component (GO): membrane
Molecular function (GO): lipase activity
Source: RefSeq, a predicted model, not a curated record